Molecule: messenger RNA, 2098 nt
Organism: Sitodiplosis mosellana (orange wheat blossom midge)
Lineage: Eukaryota; Metazoa; Arthropoda; Insecta; Diptera; Cecidomyiidae
Gene: Arp8
Product: actin-related protein 8
Exons: 10
Coding region: 21-1817 (598 amino acids)
Biological process (GO): regulation of DNA-templated transcription; double-strand break repair
Cellular component (GO): Ino80 complex
Source: RefSeq, a predicted model, not a curated record
CACAUCACUGAAUUUGACAGAUGAAUCGGCGUUCUGUAGAAAAUUGUAAACAAACGCCGAUUCAUGUGAAUCUGUUCAGAAAUUUAUUUGAAAGAAAAAAUAUAUAUCAGAAAUCAAUAAAAAUGACACCACAGCCGCAGUCAGAAUUAGUAGAGCAAGUACAAGCUCACAUGAUAAUCAUCAUUCAUCCAGGAUCGUUGAAUUUGCGAAUUGGAAGAGCGUCAGAUGUAAAUCCACAUCGAAUAUUAAAUGCAAUCGCCCGGCGUCGAAAGACCAAUGGCAAAAUCUAUCGAGAUACAGUUCUACCAGGCACUGUUAUAAAGAGUAAAGAACUGGUUCAAGAGCUCGAAGAAUGUCGACUACAAAUCAGUCACACGUUACAAUCAAAUUUACAAUCGGAUGGUCGUCGACGGUAUGCUACGCCACCGCAGCAGAUUUCUGCUUUCAACAGGCGUUCAACGCCAGAAAUUCUUGACAAUACAGUGAAGCCAUAUUAUAAACCAACUGAUUUGAAUGUUGUAAUUGGCGACGAUGUCCUCAAAUUGAAUCCAAAUGGAGAUUUUAAUUUACAUUUCCCGAUCAGACGCGGUGAUUUCAAUUUGCAUGGCGGAGUUGGGGGAAGUAUUACUGCUGUGAUCGCCGACUUACAAGAGAUUUGGGAAUAUGUCUUAAAAACGCACCUCAAAAUUCCACUUGGGGAUUUGCACUUGUAUAAGGCAGUUUUAAUAGUUCCGGAUAUUUACAAUCGCGGCCAUUUGAGAGAAUUGAUGAACCUCCUUCUAUUGAAAAUGGGUUUCGGCAGUUGUUUUUUAGUUCAAGAUCACGUUGCUGCUACAUUCGGAGCCGGCCUUGGUUAUGCAUGCGUAGUUGAUGUUGGUGAUCAAAAAACAUCAGUUUCGUGCGUUGAAGACGGAAUAUCACAUCCAAGUACAAGAGUUCGACUUGAGUACGGUGGCGCUGAUGUUACUCAAGCAUUUCAAUGGCUGUUGAAAAAAUGUGCAUUUCCGUACAAAGAGUACGACGAACGUAAUCCACUUGAUGCAAUGCUCUUAAGGCAAUUGAAAGAAGAUUUUUGCCACGUCAAUUUGGACAUUUGUGGGCCGACUGAGAAAGAGUUUGUGAUUGAUCAUAACAAUAAAAUAAUGUCCAAAUACACGCUUCAAGUUGGUGAUGAAUGCAUUGUCGCGCCACUCAGUUUAUUCCACACUGAACUACUCAAUAUAACUGGACCAGGGAAAUUGGCAAAAGUUCAAAAACCGGCACGAAAUCAGCCAGACGCAGAAGAUUGCUUCGAUGCAGAAUAUCUUCGCGAAACUGGCCGAAAGGGGGCACGAGAGCAAUUGGACCAAAACCAAUCUGAAAUGGGUGGAUUGAAUACAGAUAAUGUUGAUGAAGACAUUGUGGUUGACACGCUUGAAGUUGAGCAACGCGAUACGAAAGACAAAGAAUUUGUUCUCCCUGGGGGACAAAUAAUUGGCUUGGAUCAAGCCAUUUUGCAGAGCAUUGAACGGUGUCCAAACGAUGAACUAAGAAGAAAAAUGUACGGAUGUAUUUUGGUUGUGGGUGGCGGCAUGAAAUUCGUUGGAAUCGGAAAAUGGCUCCACAAUCGCGUGGGCUUGCAGAUACCAUAUUUGUAUCGAUCUGAGCAACUUGAUAUUGUGACUAGUCCAAAAGACAUGGAUUCAGAUAUCACAUCGUGGAAAGGCGGAGCAGUAAUGUCAUGUUUGGAAAGUGCUUCCGAGCUAUGGAUUGCAAAUACCGAAUGGUACAAAGGUGGAGUACGCAUUCUAAGAGAAAAAGCACCAUUCAUGUGGUAGAGCUUAGAUUAUUGUUUAGUUUGUGGAUUAAUUGAAAUAUAUAUUGUUGGUAUGCUAAAGUGCGUUUUUCAAUCACUACUUAGCCAACUUCCCGUAUGAGUUAUUAUGACAUCGGAUUGAGUUUAUUUCAAAAUAAAACACAUAUUCAGUACAGAUAUCAAAAUAACAGAUAAUAAAAUUCAAGUCAAUUUUGUCACACAAUUUUACUUAAAUUGUAAAUUAAAUGGAAAUGAAAUGUUAUCUAAUCAACAGCUCAGUAAGAGAAAACGCCAAUUAUAUUA